Saccharomycodes ludwigii is the source of this 846-nucleotide messenger RNA. It is a transcript of the gene DOC1, whose product is annotated as anaphase promoting complex subunit DOC1. Bases 1 to 846 code for a protein of 281 amino acids. Gene Ontology annotation, biological process: anaphase-promoting complex-dependent catabolic process; protein K11-linked ubiquitination. The record is from RefSeq and is a predicted model, not a curated record. NCBI's taxonomy places the organism in Eukaryota, Fungi, Ascomycota, Saccharomycetes, Saccharomycodales, Saccharomycodaceae. The transcript has a single exon. Gene Ontology annotation, cellular component: anaphase-promoting complex.
AUGGACUACUGCGACAGUGAUGACCAUAUUGUUGCAUUAAUAAAAAAUUCAAUACCUGAUCUAAUAUCUGUAUACAAAACAGAAGCAAACAAAGGGAUCCUAUCCACUUCAACGAUGUCAUUAGAUGAAAAAGAUCCAAAAUUGUUAUCUAUCUUAAAUGAUCCCCAAGUACCUCAAAAAAAUGAUACUGAGAAAGUAGCAGAUGUCAAUAUUGCAUUUUUAAAUACUGUAAUUAAACCAAAUUCAUACAUACAAACGGAAGAUGGAAAAGUUUUCAGUCCUGAAGCGGCCAUUGAAAGAUAUAUUAAUGGUGUGAAAUAUUUUCAAAAAGAUUUUAGUCUUGUUGACGUUACUAACUUGGGGUUUUGGAGAGCAACUUCACAAAAAUCAAGUGCUCCAGUCAAGAAUAUUUAUGAUGACAAUCCUACAACCUAUUGGCAAAGUGAUGGUGUUUUGCCUCAUGUUAUAGAAAUUGAUUUUAGCAAAAGAAUGGAAAUCUCGAUUAUGGCAUUAUUUUUUUCAUAUAGUUUAGACGAAUCUUAUUCACCCUUUGAAGUUAGUGUAUAUGCUGGUCAUAAUUCUUUUGACAUGACGCAUUUGAAAACUUUAGAAAUGGAAAAUGUUAACGGCUGGGUAUUGCUUAAGUUUAAUAAUAAUAGAUUAGGUGAUAAUUUGUUAAAGUGCAAAUAUGCCAAAUUUACAAUAAAAUCUAAUCAUCAAAAUGGUAAAGAUGCACAUUUAAGGGGAAUAAAGUUUUUAUCUCCAAGACAUAACGAAUAUACAGAUAUGAUAGUAGAGGCACCAUAUAGCAGUUUUAAACUACAAUCAGAGGCAUUUAUUAGAUAG